CUUUCCUUGGUCGCGUUCUCGCGAGACGCGCCGCUUUCUCGGCCGCGCCGGCGUAUGGUUGCUUAGCAACGCAGGAGAAAUAGAAGCGGCGGGCUCUGGGCUGCAGGUGUCAUGGCGGUUGUCAGCAGUCUGGUUCCCGCUCGCUUCCUGACGCUGACGGCUCACCUGGUCAUUGUCAUCACCAUAUUCUGGUCACGGGGCAACAAUGUCCUCGCCUGUCUACCUGUGGAUUACACUCAAGACCAGUACAACGCUGCUGAUACCCAGUUGAUCGUGGCUCUGUCUGUGACAUUGGGGAUGUUCGUCAUUGAACUCGCUGGAUUCUUCUCUGGGGUGUCUAUGUUCAACAACACCCAGGGCGUCCUCUCCAUCGGAGCCCACGUCAGCGCCAGCGUUGCUCUUCUUUUCUACCUGUUUGAGGGCUGGACGUGCGCCGUGUACUGGUGGAUAUUUGCUCUGUGCAGCGCCCUCCCGGCCCUCACAGAGAUCAUCAUCUUCAUCGCUGUAUUGGGACUGAAGCGGAAGCCCCUGUGAUGUCCCGUAUACAAGGCGGACGAUGCUAUGUGAUCGCCAUCCAACCUGCGGCCCAAACCAUCACCCUACAUGGGGAAUCCAGCUGACAAUCCUAAGACUGGCCAAUGGGAACCAAGUUUAUCCAUGUAUGGUCGGCCCAACAUAGUUUGAAGAUUUGUGGGGUAUUGGCUGAUAUCUCCAGACCUGCAAACUGAGGUGAAGCUGCAGGCUCUCAGGGCAUGCUGGGACUUGUGGUUUUACCACAGCUUAAAAGACAAAUGUAGGAGACCAUCGCUGUAGGUUGAGGCAAUGCAGGCACAAGGCCAGCAAUAGAAGUUUUUCACAAUGUUUUCUACUUGUAUUUUUUUUUUACAAAUAUUUUUCUGUUUUACUUUUGCUACCAAUAACUGUACAGUAAUGAUUGACUUUUCUAUGACUUUUUACAUUAUUAUGAUGUACUUUUUUUUUUACAUUAUAAUGAAUUUAUAAAUAUAUUUAUGACAAGAUUCCAUGCUGUCUCUGUA
Molecule: messenger RNA, 1037 nt
Organism: Hyla sarda
Lineage: Eukaryota; Metazoa; Chordata; Amphibia; Anura; Hylidae
Gene: TMEM107
Product: transmembrane protein 107
Exons: 6
Coding region: 112-534 (140 amino acids)
Biological process (GO): protein localization to ciliary transition zone; non-motile cilium assembly
Cellular component (GO): MKS complex
Source: RefSeq, a predicted model, not a curated record